This is a messenger RNA of Oppia nitens, 3835 nucleotides long. RefSeq lists its product as uncharacterized. Gene Ontology annotation, molecular function: guanyl-nucleotide exchange factor activity. Bases 95 to 3835 code for a protein of 1246 amino acids. Lineage: Eukaryota; Metazoa; Arthropoda; Arachnida; Sarcoptiformes; Oppiidae. The transcript is spliced from 7 exons. The record is from RefSeq and is a predicted model, not a curated record. Gene Ontology annotation, biological process: intracellular signal transduction.
GAAUGAAUUAAGUGUUGAUAAAAUAGUUGACAUAUACUACAUAUGUAUGUGAAAUGCGGUGAUAUUAUUAUUAUUAUGUUUAUAAUGAAAUGAAAUGUUGUCUAAUUGUGAAUCACCGACAGUCCACACAAAGAAGUCAUAUCUGGCGAGUAUUGAGAGCUUGGAUGACGCGGAAGACACCGACGACGACUCGUUGGGAAUCAUUCGUAUGAUUAGAUCCAAAGUGAAUGGCUGUAGCUCUUUAAAUGUCGGAUCAAACCAACUCAAGAGCACAUCCACUACACAACAGUCACCGAUUCCUAGUAAUAAUAAUAAUAAUACUUUGGAUCAAAAUUUAAGUCAUAUUCAAAGGGUUGUCCUCGAGAUCGUUGAAACUGAACGCCAAUAUGUGAAUGAUAUGCAAGAAAUCGUAAAAGGAUAUUUAGAGCCUAUGAAGACAUUGGAAGAAACAAAGAUCAGUUCUCAAGAAAUUAUCAAUUUGUUCAGUAAUAUAGAAGAUAUAAAUUUAUUUAAUUCAGAUUUUUUAGAAAAAUUAGAGGAAUGUGGUCUCAAUGUAGUCCUAAUUGCCAAAUGCUUUAUAGACAAGAGUUCGGGAUUCGAUAUAUACACGCAUUACUGUACAAACUAUCCCCGUACUGUGUCCUUAUUAACUGAAAUGAUGAGAAACACAGAUAGGGCUGAACUAUUUAGGGAAAGGCAGCUCUCCUUAAAACAUAGUCUUCCAUUAGGAUCAUACCUACUAAAGCCCGUCCAAAGGAUAUUGAAAUAUCAUCUAUUGUUACAGAAUAUCGUUAAAUGUAUGGACAAAGAGACGGAGGGUUAUAUAGAUAUCAGGGAUGCGCUGUCUGUUAUGACAAAUAUUGCUAUUCAUAUCAAUGAUAUGAAGCGCAAACACGAACAUGCGGUCAGAGUACAAGAGAUCCAGAGCUUACUAUAUAAUUGGCCCGGCCAGGAUUUAACCACUUAUGGUGAUCUUCAAUGUGAGGGAUCGUUUCGUAUGUUAGGAGCAAAGGGUUGUCGUCAUCUAUUUUUAUUCGACAGAAUGCUAUUAAUAACCAAAAAGAAAGACGACGGUUCCCUCAGCUAUAAGACUCAUAUACUGUGUUCAAACCUAAUGCUAAUUGAGAGCAUUCAGGGUCAACCACUUUGCUUUCAUGCCAUCCCAUUUGAUCAGCCCAGAGAUCAGUACACAUUUCAGGCCCGAAAUAUGGAACACAAGAGGGAAUGGUGUCUCUUAAUAAAGAGAGUGAUUCUUGAGAACUAUGAUGUAGUGAUUCCAUCGCACGCCAAACAAAUAGUUAUGCAAUUGGGACAGACAGCCAAUGGCCAGUCAGACAAAAGUCAUUCACAUAGCAAACGGACAUUGAGUGCACCCGAGUAUCUCGAGAGACGCAAACAAGAAAAUAGACGAAAAUCUGAGUCCGCUAUUAACCAUAACUUAAGCAAAGGAUUUAAAUUACGAAAAUCAUUAAAGAAAAUUCAUUAUAUGGAUAGUCAUAAUGGUUGGCGCCGUUCCCGUAGCUCUAGUCAUGAUGAAAAUGCCCGCAAUGAUAACAAUGGUAAAACCAGUGAAGAUAAUGAAAGGCGAUCAAGUCUGGGACCAAUUGAUUUAAACAAUUUUCAUAAGAGUAGUUCUAUAAAUGCUAUGACAGAUAUACCGUACAGUGAUAACGGUUCUCAAAUUACUAACAAAAUUGUUGAAUCAGAUGAAGUCGUAACACAGGGGGUGAUAGAAGAGAAGACAGAUAACGAAUCUUUAAAUCUGAUGAAUGACGCGAACAACAUGUAUGAGUUAAGAAGACCUAGACUUGCCGUUACCACAGAACAUGAUAUCAACCAAAUGAAUGGUGUGGUCAAUGAUACUGAACCCGAAUACGUAACCUUUUAUAUGUCAUCUAAUAAUAAUAACAGAUUGGAUUCAAGUGAAGACUCUAGUAUUCAGAUGUCGACCAGCUCUGGAACUCUUUACAAUAGAACGAGUACUUCUUUAUCUUCGGGUUCAAGUGAUUUAUCAAUGGCCUCAUCUUCACAGUCGGAUGACUCUAAAUAUGUUGUGUUACCCGUUAAUGCUCUCUUUAAUUACUCAAAUCAUAAUCUCUCUAAUAAUAUCGUACGUCGAGUCCAAUCAUUUACAGGAAUGACUCGAACUAAGGCUAUAUUACAGCACUCAUUCUCAUUGAGACAAUCUCUGGCACCUGACUUACCACAGACAUCAUUAAAGAAAGUUAACGAAAGACCAAAUACAUUGAAUUUAUCGUCGAAUUCAUCGUCAUCUUCACAAUUACCUACAAGUAAUAGUUUAGAUGAGAUGAGUCCCAUAGCACCAGCCAUUUGGCUUAAAAGGCAAGAACAACAUUUUGCCACUUCUUGCCAAAAGAGUGGUUCACUUCCUCGAUGUUUUGAGACUACUUCCUUUGCACAGACAAAUGAAGACAACUGUCAAACAUCAACACCUAAUCGGUUGAAAUCGGGACAACCGAUAGAACAAAGACUGUUUACUAUAGCCAAAGAUGAACAAUUGAAUCAAGAGUUUAACGACCCAACCGUUGAGGAGUAUAAUGAUGUGGAUGGAGUACAUCAAAGUCACGAAAAUAUUCGUAAGUUAUCUGCAAAAUCACCUUCAAUUAGUUUAGAGAGUGUAUCGGAUCCAUCUCUGUUACAUCCGGAGCACAAAAUAUAUCGACAUACUUAUAACGCAUCCAAAUACAUCAAAUCAGUCAUUUAUAAUGUCGGUUCUAAACUGGUUUCUCUACGCCGAUCGCCAACUGUUUCGGACCAGUUGUGCGCUGACGACACUUCAAUCAUCUCUGCUGAAAGUGUGGAGAGAUCUGAGUCACCUAUUGUUCAUCAAAAGCAACAGAUAGACAAAGAGACGAUAGAAUCAAAUAAAUAUGAGAUAAAUCCUAAAGUAAUAACCGCUCGUUUUGUACACACUUUAGCUAAGGUUUACUCAAAUAUAAUCAAAAACAAACUGAAGGACUCAUCUAAAAUUGAGACCGAAAUGACUGCCAGUAAAGCGUUGUCUGAAAUUCCUAGUCCUGUGUUCGCACGUAUUUCAAUGCCGGCCACUAACUCAUCAGCUGCCGCACGACUGGCCAACUAUAAUGAUUACGACAAUUAUCUUAGUAAACAUAAACGCGGUCUUCAAAAGCAUAAUUCAGUUAAACGACCGGAUAGUUUGGUAUCCGAUAUGUCGACAUCGAGUGAUAAUAAUGAUAACAAUGAGAUGAAUGGUAAUGAAGAUUCGCCGUCUGAAAUCAGCGACACAUCACUCGAUAGCUUUUAUGAACAAACAUUUGAAGCAAUUGAAAGUGUUUUGACUGAAGAAAUGUUUGGUGAAUCAGGAUUUUAUAGCCAACACAUGGACGCCGACUCAGAUCUAUCAACACUUAAUCCAAUUGAACAAUUCAUUGACGAUAAUGAAGAUAACAGUCUUUACUCAGAUUUAAAUUCAUUAUCAAAUUUAAGUAAUGACCAAAAACAAAGUAUUUACAAAUCAAUGGAACAGUUAGAUAAUGGAGCCAUUAAUCUAAAUCUCAAUAUCUUAAGUGCUAAGAGAGUUAAGGGCGCUAUCAUUGAAAAGCUUAAGAUUUUGGAAGAGAACUCACGCUUUCAUAAAGAUAACAAUAUUUAUGACUUUAAUGGUAUUAAAAGUAUUAAACAGCGAAUGCAAGAGUUAGAGAAAUGGUGUAAUAAUAAAGAAAAUAUUGAAGAAAUUGAUGAUAAUUUUGAUAUAAAAAUAAGAACCAAAUCAUCACCUAAUGGUUCUCCUAAACCAAAUUCUAAGGGAUGGGUUAAGCAUGUGAUUGAAAAAUUGCAAAACGAUGAAAAUUAA